Messenger RNA from Populus trichocarpa (black cottonwood), 1025 nucleotides. RefSeq names its product blue copper protein. The transcript has 2 exons. Gene Ontology annotation, molecular function: electron transfer activity. Bases 226 to 900 code for a protein of 224 amino acids. The record is from RefSeq and is a predicted model, not a curated record. Lineage: Eukaryota; Viridiplantae; Streptophyta; Magnoliopsida; Malpighiales; Salicaceae. Gene Ontology annotation, cellular component: plasma membrane.
CCCAAAAAAAAGAAAAUAAGGAAUUUAUUCUAAACCCAAUAUCCUCGGAUUUUCCUUUUCUUUUAUCAUGUUAGAGGAACAGGUAAGACCAUGUUAGUAAUUCAAAGGAAAAUAAGGGGUAGAAAUAUAUAAGGCCUUGGAGCAUAACACUUCCUUUAUUCCUCCAUAAGAGGUAAAGUCCACACAGUUCUCCACAUCCACCAAGUUUCACAGAACCCAAGAACAAUGGAACAGAUGACAGGCCUUCUAUUCCUCUCCUUCUCUAGCCUUAUUCUACUGUCUUUUUCAGGAUCUGUCGAUGCUUACAAGAACUACACAGUGGGUGACUCCUUGGGUUGGUAUGACACCACUGUUAAGUCCAAUGUCAAUUACCAAAAAUGGGCUGAUGGCAAGAACUUCAGCUUGGGAGAUUUCCUCAUUUUCAACACGGAUAAUAACCAUUCAGUAGUUCAAACAUACAAUUUCACCACAUACAAGCUGUGUGAUUAUGACAAUUCCGUAGACAAUGUCACCGUAGAAUGGUCAUCCGCCAAUCCAUCCAACACUCUCACGCAGGGAGUCACGGUGGCAGUUCCUCUGCUCAAGGAAGGACCAACCUAUUUCUUCUCUGGGGAUUAUGAUGGGGAGCAAUGUGAUAACGGUCAGCAUUUCAAACUAACCGUGUCUCAUGGAAAAGGGUUGCCGGACAGUCUGAAAGACCCAUCCGAUCAGGCCCCGGCCCCAAAUGCUGCCGAUUAUGACUCGACGCCAGAUACUACUGUGCCCUUUGACUUAAAUAAUCCUCAUGAUCAGGACACUGAUGUUAAGAAGGAUUCUGGAUCUAUUUCAUUAUAUGGGAAAUUCCUAGACAUGAAAUUGCAUGGGAUUUUGCUUUUGUUAGGGAUUGUUUACUUGUUUUGAUCAGUUUUUUUUUUUUUUUUUAUUAUCCUUUUAAUUUCUUGGUUCAUAUUUUUAUACAUGACGGGUUUGUAUCUUCAGGAAGAAGGCUUUUCUUAUAUAACAGAGCAUUCAUAUGGUUAUGUAUA